AGUGCUUAUAUAGAAUUUUUUUCUCGUUAAUUUUUAUUCGUUUGCCCCCGCGUCACACAGUCGACUUUUUCGUUGAACCAUGAGGACGUACUACGUGAUAGCCGCCAUACUGAUCGCCGGGACGAACGCUCAGGAGUCCUUCAAAUGCCCGGACGAUUUCGGGUUCUAUCCUCAUCACAUAUCGUGCGACAAGUAUUGGAAAUGCGACAACAAUGUGGCGGAACUGAAGACGUGCGGCAACGGUCUGGCAUUUGACGCCAGCGACAGCAAGUUCCUCACCGAGAACUGCGAUUACCUGCACAACGUGGACUGCGGCGAGCGCACGCAGCUCGAACCGCCCAUCACCACGCCGCACUGUUCCCGCCUCUACGGCAUCUUCCCCGACGAGAAGAAGUGCGACGUCUUCUGGAACUGUUGGAACGGCGAGGCCUCCCGCUACCAGUGCAGCCCCGGACUGGCCUACGACCGUGAGGCCAGGGUGUGCAUGUGGGCCGACCAAGUGCCCGAAUGCAGAAACGAAGAGGUCGCCGGAGGUUUCACGUGUCCGGCUGCAGGAGAAGUGAGCGGCGCAUCCGGCAGCUUCAGCAGACACGCCCAUCCGGAGGAUUGCAGAAAAUACUACAUAUGCCUUGAGGGCAUCGCCAGGGAGUACGGUUGCCCGAUCGGCACCGUUUUCAAGAUCGGCGACGCCGACGGUAGCGGCGCCUGCGAGGACCCAGAGGAUGUCCCCGGAUGUGAGGAUUACUACGGUGACCUGGACCUGAAGAGCAUCCGGAAGAGCGAGCUGCUUACCGGCAUCCAGAGCGAGCCCAGAAAGCCGAACCAGGCGAACCUCAAACCUAGGCCCACAACAAUAGGAGGGCCCACGAGGCCCUCACCCAUUCAGGAAUAAAUCCUGAUUUACCUCGCUCUUUCUCCCUCCAUCCCUUCAUCUCUUCACACCUACUCUAUCUCUUUCUUUCAUUUUCUUUCUACUUCUCUUA
Messenger RNA from Temnothorax curvispinosus, 983 nucleotides. RefSeq names its product protein obstructor-E (gene Gasp). Gene Ontology annotation, molecular function: chitin binding. The transcript is spliced from 4 exons. The coding region runs from base 80 to 892 and encodes 270 amino acids. The record is from RefSeq and is a predicted model, not a curated record. Gene Ontology annotation, cellular component: extracellular region. Lineage: Eukaryota; Metazoa; Arthropoda; Insecta; Hymenoptera; Formicidae.